UUUGGCUGGGGUAGAUUGCCUAAGUGUUACUUUUUGCCUAUAAGAGAUGGUGCCGGUGGGCAGCAAGUGAAUGAAAGCUGUAGUACAGAGUUACAGAAUGUCAGAGCAGUGCACUACAUAGACCCCGAAUGAGAGAACUCCUUUAUGCACAGAGGCUUGCUUAUUCUGUGGAUCUGGAAUGGGCAGCCCAAGUUUCAGGUUCCUAGCACCAGAAAUGUAUUUUCAGUUGAGGAAGGUUCCGCAUCAGCAAGCCGCACACAUAACACGCGGGACCAGAGCUUUUUUUUUUAAUGCUGGGAAAGAAUGAAGAAAAGCACAGCGUUUAAUGUAAACCAAUCCAUUCGACUCUUAGCAAGCAUACUCUUUUAUUUUAUUAUUCAAUUAUUGCUAGUCAUAUUAUUUGGACUUGAUUUGUAUUAUUUAUUAUCUUCAGUUUAUCUGUUUAACACAUCCUCACAAUUUUUCUAAUUUAACUCUAAAUAAUUUGUCAUUGUUUUUUGAAAGUGUGAUCAUAUCAGAUAAACACAAAAUAUGACCACCUCCACUUUUCUCAUUUUGACCCGCAAACACGUGUUAAUGGAACCUCUUCACAUUAUUUUGUCUGACAAGGGCCUCUGCAUCUCAACCUGUAUUACUAGAUUGACGACAACCUUACAGAGGUCCUUUCUAUGAAGGAGGAGCUCCAGCAAGCUGUCAUUAACAAGAAAUAUAACUUAACAUCAGGUGUAUGUAUGGAAGUGAACUGUAACAGAAUACUCUCCAUGAGUUAUGCCAAUAUACUGUACUAACAGAUUUACCUAACUUUAAUGUUUCAUUUUACUGCAUUUAUUAAUGUUUUUAUUUAAUAUUUCAAUUGAGUUUGUUUCCUUAAAUCGGAUUCGAUUUUGUUGCCAUCCUAGCUUUGUGCGAGUGUACAGUAAAAAGACCACUUCACAUCAGAUUGUCACAACUACUUUUUGUGUACUACUUGCAGUAACCUAAUAUACCCUGCAACUCAUUACAAAUUCUCCCAUUAAGUAAAAGCAAUUGUAUUUAUAUAAUUGCCUUUGUCUCUGUAGGUUCAAUAGGUGUUACACGAACAGAUUUCUCACUAGGCGGCGGUCAUGCACAUUGACAUUCCUCAGGACACUGACCGUUUUGUCCAGAGGCUUAUUCACUACGAUAAUUCUGUUGCAAAACGUUUUUCUAACGGAAGCAAACGGGGGACCUAACUCAAUUUGUCCAAUGGAAACUCAUUUUCGUUAUACAUUUUCCGUUUGGAGUAAAGGAUUUAUGUUGCAAUUCAAACGACGUAAUGAAUACACCCCUGAUGUAGUAGGAGGCUAGAAAAACAACGUGUAAAUCACCAUAGACGGAGUCCACGUCAACUUAUCUGAAGCAGUGUGGUCGGUUACUUAAUGAGGGGAAAGAAAACAACAUAUACUUCGUUUAUCAUCCCGGACAGGAAUUUACUGGUAUUUCGGUCUUGGUGAAUUGUAUCAGCGCGCCUGGGUGAAUUGUUCCCUAUAAAUCUCAAAGUAGUGACUUUCUAGUGCGGAAACCUACUUGAGUCACUCCCCGAAGGGACAUGUAGCUCAGGGCUUCGACUGUUCAAAACUUCGGAAUUCGUAGAUUUGUGAAUAAGAGGCUCAAACUGUGAACCAGAUGUUGAAAAGAUGACCAUUUAUCUUUGGAUCAUACUCUUGGCACAAAGUAGUAGAGCAAUCCAUGGACUCCUGUUCACCAAGAACCCCACCAACCUCACAGUAACCCAGGGCAACACGGCUCGCCUGGGUUGUUGCGUCGAGGGCCUGAGUGAGCCGGAGAUCGUGUGGAUGAAGGAUGGGGAGAAGCUGUACAGCACAGACCAGAUGUACAUCCCCAUCGAGCAACACCACUGGGAGACCUUCCACAGUGUGAAGUCUGUCCAGCAACAGGAUGCAGGGAAGUACUGGUGUGAGGUAGAGUUCCAUGGCUUGACCAUCUCCUCUGAGCCCGCCUGGAUAACAGUCGAGGGUGUCCCCAACUUUAUACUUGAGCCCCAAGAUGUAGCCACGUUCCCUGGGGUGCCCUUUAACCUGACGUGUGCUGCUGUGGGCCCCCCGGACCCUGUGGAGGUGCUCUGGUGGCUGGGGGGAGUACAGAAGGGUGAUGCCACCUCCUCGCCAUCUGUACUCCGUGUUAACGGUGUGAAUAACAGCAUCAAGUUCUACUGCGAAGCCAAGAAUGCCAGAGGUAUCUCAGUAUCGCGAACAGGCACUGUGCACAUUAAAGUCCUCCCAGCAGCCCCUAAAGGUGUGCAGGUGGUCCACAUGGUGGAGAACAAUGUCACGCUGGCCUGGAGCCCAGGCUUCACUGGACACUCUGACCUGUCGGCCUGCACCAUCCAGAUGUCUAAGAACUCUGGGAGGAAGGUGGAACUUCUGGACCAGCGUGUAAAGGUUCCACCAUUCCAACAGAUCCUCAGUGGGCUGAGCUGCUACUCCAACUACAGUGUUAGAGUGUGCUGUGACAAUGAGGUUGGGACCUCCCUAUUCUCUGGCUGGCUGGACUUUCAGACACCAGAAGCAGUGCCCUCUGCUGCCCCCCGGAACCUGACAUUUGACCUAACGGAGCAGCAGCUGUCCAUGAACUGGGCGACCUUGGAGGACGAUGAGCUGCAGGGGAAACUGAUGGCCUACAAAGUCCAGUGGAACCUGGGAGGAGAAGGACAGGAGGCUCUGUUCUUUAAAGAGAAUGUGGCCCACCUGUCCGGUGGAGGUCGUUUCUUCAACGCCACCUUCCACGUGUCGGCGUGUACAGUGGCUGGUUGUGGGCCCUGGAGCCAGCCUGUACUGGUCAUGCCCGCCUCAGCAUUGGCAGCCCAGAUGCAGAGAGGCCAUAUGUGGGUGGGUCUUCUGUUGGGCCUGCUGGUGGCCACCAUGGUGGGGCUUCUCUUGACAGUCCUAGUGCACCGCAGAGGGAAGGAGACACAGUUUGGGUCUGUCUUCAAUCCCCCAGGGAAUGAGCGCUUGGUGUCCUUCACUGCAGCCAGGUCAUUCAACAGGACCUGCCCCGAGCUCCCAGAAUCCAGCUUGGACAGUUUGGGUAUCAAUAACGAUCUAAAGGCCAAACUGCAAGACGUCCUGAUCCCAGAAAGACUACUGACCCUCGGACACAUGUUGGGAAAAGGUGAGUUUGGCUCAGUGCGUGAGGCCUUCCUAAAGAUGGAGGACAGUACUGUACAGAAAGUUGCAGUGAAGGUGCUCAAAACGGAUAUCAACUCAUCAUGUGAUAUUGAACAGUGCCUGAAGGAGGCUUCUCAUAUGAAGGACUUCGAUCAUCCUAAUGUCAUCCAGCUCAUUGGAGUGAGUUUGCACAGUCGGCCUCAGCAACGGUUGCCCAUCCCCAUGGUUAUCCUGCCAUUCAUGAAGCACGGGGACCUUCACACAUUUCUGCUCUUGUCCCGCCUUGGAGACGAGCCCUUUACCGUGUCACUGCAGAUGCUCAUACAGUUCAUGUUGGACAUCGCUCGUGGAAUGGCGUACCUGAGCAACAAAAGCAUCAUACACAGAGAUCUGGCUGCGCGCAACUGCAUGCUUAGUGAAAACCUGACAGUCUGCGUGGCAGACUUUGGGCUGUCAAAGAAAAUCUACAGUGGCGACUACUACAGACAAGGAUCUGUCUCAAAGCUGCCUGUCAAGUGGAUAGCACUGGAGAGCCUUGCUGACAAUGUCUACACUACUCAGAGUGAUGUGUGGGCGUUUGGAGUCACCAUGUGGGAGAUCAUGGCACGGGGACAGACCCCUUAUCCCGGGGUGGAGAACUCCGAAAUCUACGAGUACCUCAUCAAGGGAGAGAGGCUCAAACAGCCACCUGACUGCCGAGACGACAUUUAUGAGAUCAUGCAUAGCUGCUGGAGCCCUGUUCCCAAGUGCCGCCCCAGUUUCCUGCACCUGAUUGACCAGCUGGAGGGGCUGUGGGCCAGCCUAUCCCCAGUGCCUAGCUGCAUUAAGGAGGCCCUUCUCUACGUUAACCUGGAGAAUGACAAGGGGGAGCAGGGGGCAGGGGCACUGGGCCCAAGGAAGGACCCCUUCUGGUCAGGAAUGCCCUGGCAGUGUGUGGGGAUGGAGGAGGAUGAGAAAGACUGGCUCAUGGUGUCUUCUGGGGCAGCUCUGGCUGUCGGUGGAGACUACCGCUACAUCAUCGGUCCUACCUGUCAUGGCACUGAAGAGGACGGUGGGAGGCAGGGGGACUCGAUGGAUACCUUGCAGCCAGACGUUAGGGAUGAGGAAUAUGAAGAUGCGUUCAUUAAUGUGUGAUUUUAUAUUUCGACCAUCAUGCUGCCUCCCCUGCCCUCCUUAACUGACCUUGUGU
Molecule: messenger RNA, 4335 nt
Organism: Oncorhynchus tshawytscha (Chinook salmon)
Lineage: Eukaryota; Metazoa; Chordata; Actinopteri; Salmoniformes; Salmonidae
Product: tyrosine-protein kinase receptor TYRO3-like
Exons: 19
Coding region: 1656-4280 (874 amino acids)
Biological process (GO): phagocytosis; positive regulation of kinase activity; cell surface receptor protein tyrosine kinase signaling pathway
Cellular component (GO): signaling receptor complex
Molecular function (GO): transmembrane receptor protein tyrosine kinase activity; protein binding; ATP binding
Source: RefSeq, a predicted model, not a curated record